AUGUCUAAAGAGAUUAUCUAUGACGAGAAUGAAGACGGUUGGUCCUACUCAUUCCCUUCUUCGUUGGAUAAUCUUCAAGAUACGUUGAUCGAUAGCAAAGCACCAGAUGAGAUAAGUAUCCCUAGUGACACCGAGGAAGAUAAAGAAAAAAAUCAUGCAGAAGUUCCUCCAGUAGACAUCAAGGAGUCAUCAAUCUUGCUGGAGGUAACAGAUGACAGUUUUGCUAAGAAUUCUGUUAAAGUGACGAAGAGAAACGGAUCCAAUGGGCACAGACGUCUUGCAAGACUCAAUGAAAAGAAUGGAAGCUACUCGUCGUCUACUUCAAGCUUGGCGCCUUCAUUUCUGGUAAAACCUUCUCCUGCUGCGGAUCCAUUUUUAUCGAAGCCUCCAAUCCAACUUCAAAGGUACGACGACAUUGACUUCGAAGAAAGAUCAAUCAUAGAAGACGACGAGCACAGCAUCAAUAGCCCGUCUAUCAGGACAGGUACUACAUUAACUUCACCAACUACUCCCAAGUCAAGAAAUUCAAAUGGAGAACCUGAAAAAAGUGUUGCAAAAGAGCAACUAAAAUCGUUAAAUAUUGAUCAGCCGAUACCAGAAGAGUCGACUGUUGAAAAUAAUGGAAUCACUGCUACUUCACCAGAUAUGCUGAGCUAUCGUAAAUCAUCCAGAAAAAAAACCGUGACAAGCAUUUCCUCAGUUGAUGAUGUGGCACCACCAAGUCCAAAUGAUACUCGAACCUCUACCAGAGAUAGCUUUGACAGAUCUCUUUAUGCUGAUGAGUUAUAUCUUGAUACCCGAUAUCGCUAUGCAACACCUGAACGAAACACAGCAUUCCACGAUCUUUUUAAAAACAUUCCUCUUGAUGAUAGGUUUUUGGAUGAUUUCAGUUGCGCCCUAAGCAGAGAAAUAUUGGUACAGGGACGUAUUUACGUCUCUGAGAGACAUAUAUGCUUCAACGCCAACAUCUUAGGUUGGGUGACAAACCUUGAGAUCCCCCAUCAGGAUAUCGUCAGCUUCGAAAAAAGAACUACAGCUGGAAUAUUUCCCAACGGAAUAGUAAUCAACUUGAAAGAUACGAAACACUCAUUUCUUAGCUUUAUUUCAAGAGAUUCCAUUUUCAACUUUUUUGAAACAAUUUGGAGCAAAUCAGUUUCUAAGAUACAGUUGGAAAACGAAAAUUCAGACGUUAUCCCUCAUGCUCUAACUCACUAUUCUAGGGAUAUGGCAAGCGAAGAUCAGGAGAGGAUUAACAAUAUUAUUCUCUCCAUUGACACAGAUGAAGAAGCUGAGAAUCAGCAAUUACAGAAGGUCCGGGUGGUUAGAGCAAAAGAAAAAUCCGAAUACAAAUCUGAUGGUCCAGAGACGCAUGUGCCUACUUCUGCUGACAUAGAUUUGAGCAAUGAAACGGUUCUCUGCGAAGACAUUUUGAAUGCCCCUAUAGGAUUGACUUUCAACAUUCUUUUUGGAGAGAAUAUCAAGUUCCACCAGUUCUUAAUGGAUAAAUCUGAUGGGUUCGAUUUUACUUCAUACGGCGAGUUUGUAAAUAAUAAGAGAGGUUUUGAGUAUCAAAAAAGCUUAGGAUACUCUAUUGGACCCAAAUCUACCAAAUGUGUUGUGAAGGAGUCCAUUGAACAUUUUGAUUACGAUUCCUAUAUUAUGGUAUUAACGGAAACCAAAUCUCCUGAUGUACCUAGCGGAGGAUCAUUCUCUGUGAAUACCCGUUACAUUUUUACAUGGGCCAAGGGUAACAAAACAAAGUUGACCUUAUCAUAUUUCAUAAAUUGGACAGGCUCCAGUUGGAUCAAAUCAAUGAUUGAGAAGUCUACUGCACAGGGACAAAAAAGCUUUAGUGAGCUUUUAUUUAAACAAUUGAAAUUGGUCAUUGCAGAGAACACAUUGGUAGUGGCUGGUGAUGAAGAGGUGCCAGUCACCUUUUCGCAGGAACAAGUUGAAGAACCAGAGAAAGCGACUGAAAAGGUUCAGCAUUCAGAAAAAUCCGUCACGGAGACCACAGAAUCUUCGAAGUUUGACGUUUGGCAUUUGUUGGUAUUAUUGUUGAUAGUAUUACAGAUAUUAACCUACAGAGAGCUUCUGGCAACAAAGCAAGAAAUGAAAUUGUUGGCACAGUCACUCUCGACUAAAAAGUAG
This is a messenger RNA of Komagataella phaffii GS115, 2151 nucleotides long. RefSeq names its product Protein involved in programmed cell death. Bases 1 to 2151 code for a protein of 716 amino acids. The record is from RefSeq and is a predicted model, not a curated record. Gene Ontology annotation, molecular function: sterol binding; sterol transfer activity. The transcript has a single exon. NCBI's taxonomy places the organism in Eukaryota, Fungi, Ascomycota, Pichiomycetes, Pichiales, Pichiaceae. Gene Ontology annotation, cellular component: mitochondrion; cortical endoplasmic reticulum; endoplasmic reticulum membrane. Gene Ontology annotation, biological process: intracellular sterol transport.